This is a messenger RNA of Rhipicephalus sanguineus (brown dog tick), 1332 nucleotides long. It is a transcript of the gene Dlish, whose product is annotated as SH3 domain-containing protein Dlish. The transcript has 3 exons. The coding region runs from base 219 to 1253 and encodes 344 amino acids. The record is from RefSeq and is a predicted model, not a curated record. Lineage: Eukaryota; Metazoa; Arthropoda; Arachnida; Ixodida; Ixodidae. Gene Ontology annotation, molecular function: protein binding.
ACUCUGUCUGACUCUUCUGCACACUACGGACGUAACCUGUCGUUGAGCCGUAGAACUAGGAAAGGAAUUUAGCUGGUCUUCUCUGCUGCCACAGCUGUAACAACCACUACUGUGACAGCUGCACCGACGAAACAGCAACAGUGCAGUAAAUGACGGGAGUCUGGUGGGCGUCAUGAAAGUCGGCAAGUUCCUUCGGAGCUAAGUUUCGUGCACCUGUCAUGGCGUUUCUGUGCCCUGUGAGAAUACGACGAGGGAAACGAAAGAAAGAAAGCAAUGACAAGCUCUCUGCACGCACACCAAGCAUUGGCCGCAUCACAGGAAGUGCCAGCAUCGAAACACUGGUUCGUGUGGGCAUCGAGAAAGAACAUGGCUUGUCACCCGACUCCAAAGUGGUAGUGCUGCACGAUUUCACACCCUGUGUCGACGAUGAGCUUGAGGUGCGACGUGGUCAAAUCGUCAAUGUGCUGUACCAGGAGAAUGAUUGGGUGUACGUCAUUGCUUCCGAGACUGGUCAGGAAGGCUUCAUUCCUCACUCGUACUGUGCUCCCUAUGGCAGCCAGCUGGGAGAGCUGGCCCUGACAGUGCGCCACAAAAAGCUGCCGCGUGGGCUGGAUGACGACCUCUUGGAGCAGGCAUCAUCACGUUCUGUGGACAGUGGACAGCAAUCGGAUGCUGAAAGCUUUGGUGUUGCUGCCACCACUGAACACUCCACGACUCCACCAGAUGUGCACCCAUUCUUCAAGGACCCAGCCGGCCGGUAUGUGGUUUUGUACACAUUUGUGGCUCGUGAUGAGAAUGAUGUGAGUGUCGAACGUGGUGAACUGGUGACAGUGUUGAAUCACGAGGACCCGGACUGGUUCUGGGUGCUUCGUUCCGACGGCCAGGAAGGAUUCGUGCCCAGCGCAUUUGUGUGCCCUGCGGUGGCAGACUCUGCACAGGAGAGCCAAGGAACCGUGCAUGGUGCCAUGCAGCCAGGCAGUAAUGCGGUCUCUGCCAGUGGCCAUCAUGGCAACGUGUCAAGCACAGCGGCUGCUACCGAAGAGCUGCGCUUCCAUGGCAGCGAGCUGGUGAUGCUUUACGACUAUAAGGCGCAGGCCCCGGAUGACUUGACUGUGCGCCGCGGUGACUGGGUCUAUGCUGACCUCGCCAAUCAGACAGUGGAAGGGUGGCUCUGGGCCUAUGCACCGAAGGUGCACAAGUAUGGUUUCAUCCCAAAGGCCUAUGCUCGGCCACCUGCCAUGACCUCAUUGUGACCCUUGUACUCAGGGGUAGUGUCGGAAAGGAAUGCACACAAUGUGAUUUUGUUUGCUUAUUUAGUAAAUGCAAUGCACU